UUAUUUCAAAGGUAAAAGCCGAGCUCAAAAAUUCUACUCUGUCUAUCACCCUCUACGCAUACAAAAAUUUGCUGUAGCAAUCCGAAUUUUAUAUUAACGGAGCACUCGUCUUGCUCCAGAAAAGGUUUUCAAUUGUGCUAAAUAUAUGUUCUUUAAGCACCUCAAGAUUUAAUUUUGAGAUGCCAUUUUCUUAUUUCACUAGUUUAUUCAUUUUCCCUCCGUUAUUUUGUUUUCUUUUUGUAAAUUGAAUGCGUACAGUGUCUGAAUAAUUGUUGAAUUUUUCAUAUAUUGUGUUUUGUUCCUUUUGAAACAUGUAUUUGAAAGAGGGUUGUUCUUUACUGUUGAAAGUACACAAGCCCUCAAUCCCUUUUGUCCUCAACACCAACCCAAUAUUGAAGUCUAUUCCCCAAAAUGAUCAAAAUGAACAAAACCCAGUAAUUAUUGAAGAAUCUGAAGUCUUGAAGCGAUUAAAACACGAAAAUGAUAUUGGAUUAGCACUGGAAUAUUUUAAGUCCAUAGCCAACUUUAAAUCUUUCAAGCAUACCCCUUCAACUUACCAUAUGAUGAUAGAAAAACUUGGGCAUAAAGGGGAGAUGGAUGCUGUGCAGUACCUUUUGCAGCAAAUGAAGUUGGAGGGGAUUAGUGUUUCAGAAGAUAUAUUUACUAGUGUGAUAAGGUCUUAUCAACUAGUGAAAACGGCUGAACAAGCACUGAAAACGUUCUAUAGGAUACAAGAAUUCGGGUGUAAACCGACUGUUAGAAUUUAUAAUUUUUUGUUGGAUGCAUUGCUUAGUGAGAAUAGGUUUCUUAUGAUCAAUCCUGUUUAUGGAAACAUGAAGAAGGAUGGAUUGGAGCCGAAUGUGUAUACAUACAAUAUUCUUUUGAAGGCUUUGUGUAAGAAUAAUAGUUUGGAUGGCGCUCGUAAGUUGCUUGUGGAAAUGUCAAACAAGGGAUGUGAACCUGAUAAAGUGAGCUAUACAACUAUUAUAUCAUUUUUGUGUAAGCAUGGUGAGGUGAAAGAGGCAAGGGAUUUGGUUUUGAAGUUUAUACCAACCGUAUCUGUCUAUAAUGCAUUGAUAAAUGGAUAUUGUAAGGAUGUAAAGGUGAAGGAAACGUUUGGGUUGUUGGAUGAGAUGGUGGAAAAGAGAGUUUAUCCUAAUGUCAUCACGUACACUACCAUUCUGAAUGCUUUGACUGAUUCAGGUAACAUCCAGCACUCUCUUGCCAUUUUGGCCAAAAUGUUUGUGAGAGGAUGUAGUCCCAAUAUUCACACAUUCACUUCCUUGAUAAAGGGGCUUUGCUUGAAAGGAAGAUUGCUCGAAGCUCUCGAUGUGCGGGAUCGAAUGAUCAAAGAGGGAAUUUUCCCGAAUGAAGUCACGUAUAACACGUUAAUUCACGGCUUCUGCUUGGUUGGUAAUAUGGAUGAUGCAUUACUAAUGCUUAAUCAAAUGGAGAGAAAUGGCUGCAAUCCAAAUAUACGAACCUAUAGUAUCCUCAUUGAUGGCUUUGCAAAAUCAGGUAAUUUGGUUGGUGCAUCUGAAAUAUGGAACAAGAUGAUAUCUCUUGGUUGUCAACCAAACGUUGUCGUAUACACAUGCAUGGUAGAUGUAUUAUGUAGAAACUUCAUGUUCAACCAAGCGUAUGGUCUUGUUCAGAAUAUGGUGACACAAAAUUGUCCACCAAAUACAGUUACAUUUAAUACAUUUAUCAAAGGUCUAUGUGAUCAUGAUAGAGUGGACUGGGCUAUGGAGUUGUUUGAUGAAAUGGAAACAUACGGGUGUAUGCCCAAUGUUACCACUUAUAAUGAGUUGUUGAAUGGUCUGUACAAAGUUAACAAUGUUAAGCUUGCAUUUAAGCUUGUUCAGGACAUGGAAGAAAGAGGAGUCGAGUUUAACUUGGUGACUUACAAUACUAUUAUACAUGGUAUGUGUUCUGCCGGUAUGCUUGAGGAGACACUGAAGCUCGUUGGAAAGAUGACAGUCAGGGGUUUAAAGUUCGAUGCUUUGACAUUCAAUAUACUAAUCAAUGCUUACUCUAAGAUUGGUAAGGUAGAAUUUGCCAUUCAACUUCUGGAGUUGAUGAGGAAGGUUGGCUGGCAUCCAGAUAUAAUUGCAUACACUAGUCUAAUAAGUGGGGUUAGUGAACGAAUUGGACUAGAAGCAGCCAUUAUUCAUCUUUCUAAAAUGAUAGAUGAAGGAAUCUCCCCUGGCAUUUCCAUGUGGAACUUUUUAGUCCGGUAUUUGGUCAGCAAGAUUGGGUAUGGUGGAGCAGUGGAUUAUAUGAAUAGUAUAUUGGCUAGUAAAUCUGAAUCGACCAGUUGAAAUUCUGAACUACAGAUCUGGCCCAAGAAUCUGUGCUUGGCAAUAUUGUAGUCAAUGAGAUACCUGUACUGAUAUAUAUGAUGCAAAUUUGAAUAGGAUCUCGUCUGUGGACGUCAAAAAUGGAGCAUAAUCGCUCAGGACAGGGAAGCUGAGAUAUUCUGAGGAAGUUAAGGAUCAUUUGCCAAAAAGCUCCUGUCCAUUCUAUUCGUUGUUCCAGGCUAACUGCAUUCCAUUGUUUCUUGAUGCUCUUGUACGAUGUUGUAAAUCUCGAAGGAAAAAGGGUGAGAAAAACUCAUUAUUUGCUUCCUGUGGUUUUCUUGCGGAGUCCAGCACUGACAAACCGUGCCCAUGAUGAGAUCUUCACCGCCCCUGUCCGUCCUGAUAAUGAAUUAACAAUAUUUUAAGAUAACUCGAAGUUAGAGAGGUGCUCUUUUACAUUAGCAUGUUGAUGACUUUUGUUGUUAGAUUUGUCUAACGGCGAUUUUCUUUUUCUUUUCGAUUUUUCCAGUGGAGUUUUUAAAAUGAAGGGAAGAAUCUGCUUCCUGGGUAAAGACUUCUGUAAUGAUUGAAUUACUUUGAUUCCCGAAAUUGUUGAUUAAAUGAUGUAAAGGCAGUAUCCAACACCGAUUUUAUAUCGCAUUUUAUGGGAACAACAUCAAAGCAUUUUGAAAUU
Messenger RNA from Olea europaea var. sylvestris, 2994 nucleotides. Its product is annotated as pentatricopeptide repeat-containing protein At3g48810. Gene Ontology annotation, molecular function: protein binding. The transcript is spliced from 2 exons. The record is from RefSeq and is a predicted model, not a curated record. Bases 312 to 2321 code for a protein of 669 amino acids. Lineage: Eukaryota; Viridiplantae; Streptophyta; Magnoliopsida; Lamiales; Oleaceae.